This is a messenger RNA of Prorocentrum cordatum, 1628 nucleotides long. NCBI's taxonomy places the organism in Eukaryota, Dinophyceae, Prorocentrales, Prorocentraceae. The record is from the annotation of a GenBank genome assembly.
GUUCUAGCACGUUUGCCUUAUGCUAUAAGAUCUUCGUUUUUGUCCUUGGAACAUUUUUCUGGUUUCGAGAACCGUCCGUGGUAUGGCUAUAGGGACGCCGGAACGGUCGGUCUUUGUUCAAGACGACAGUCUUACAGCAAUGCAGACCCCUCGCACCAUUCGUUAUUUAGUGGGGAGGGUAACAUGCUCCGAACAAGAACAGCAUGCACCUUUGCUGCGCUCUCGAUCUGGGCAACUUUUCGCUUGAGGCGUUCUGUGACCAUCUUGGGUCAAGUGUAGUCGUUGCGCGACUCGUCGUUGUGUAGUUCGCCAGUGGCUCUGUCAUGGUGGAAGAACAUUGCUAUGUACGUGUUGUGGGGCACGCGAAACUUGGUCGCAUACUGGAAUUGACACGAGACGUCAAAGCUGGUGAAAGCAUAGUGACCGAGCGGCCCGUGAUUGAAAUAGACAAUGCAUCAACCCGGGACUUCGCAGGGAGAACAAUUGCCAACGCAUCAUAGUACAACCGUGCAUUCCAUGCUUUAUGUGACACCCAAAAGUCAUGGUUGAGGAAGUUCGAGUACAACCAGGGCAAGACAGAUAGCUCGAUGAUGCACGAGUUGCCUUUUCAAGUGGACCGUUUCCGCCGCAUCUUGAGCGUGAACGGUCACAGUUACGAUGGAGGGAAGAAGAUAGCACUGUUCGAGCACAUUUCGAUUGCCCAGCACGCUUGCGAUUCGAAUGCCCAAUAUUCCAGCAUCGCAGGUUUGGGUGUUUCGCGCUUGUUCGCCUUGCAGGACUUGUCAGCAGGCGACAGCGUGAAGAUCUGUUACUUGCCACGUUGUGGACCGUUGCGCGUCUGGCCCCGUUGGGCACGGCAAAAUGAGUUGAACACUCAGUUUCAUUUCUGUUUCAUGUGCGACUUGUGUAAUUCUCAAGAAUCACACAACCCUUCGCGAAGAUCGAUGGAAUUCUCCCAGGCGUUGCAGGCAUUGGACGAUGCUUGGGGCGACAAAGAAGCGUUCUUGUCGAUGGCGGAGGAACUUAUCAGGACGACGGCGUUUACCACAAGCUCCAGACGCACAAUUUGAUUCGUGAGUUUCACAUCAACUAUUUCUACCAGGACCCAGAGGGCGAUGCACACCUCAUGCCAGCGUUGGAGCACUUGGCGGCGUAUUUCGCUUUGUUCCCGGAGGGUGAGACCGUCUUCAGCGGCUUAGGUGCUCUCGCAUUUGUGUUCACCGCCAGCUCGAAUGUGCUAUCUGGUUCGCGGAACGGCGGUGACACAAAAUGGUUUCGUGCAGUGCAGCGUUUGUGGGUUCGCCUUGGUGGCGCCGUCUACAAGGGUUGGGGGGAACGAGAUCCAGAUUACCAAGAGCUUCGCCAAGCCUUCGGAGAGCCCAGUGGUACGUUGUGCUCUGCUGGCGAUGUUGUCAGAGCAUUGCGAGAUAUACAAUAUUGUGGGCACUGCGGGGGGGCCAGCGUGCUGAAGUGCGCCCGUUGCCGUGUCGAGCCUUAUUGCUCGCAGGAGUGUCAGCGACAAUGUAGGUCAUCGCAUAAGAAUAUGUGCCAACCCCCAUGAUGGCACAACAGAGUCAGGUAGUCGAGCAGAACAUCGCCUUGUUUCUUCAGGUCAGCAUCACUUUCUG